Trichomonas vaginalis G3 is the source of this 405-nucleotide messenger RNA. RefSeq lists its product as uncharacterized. NCBI's taxonomy places the organism in Eukaryota, Parabasalia, Trichomonadida, Trichomonadidae. The transcript has a single exon. The record is from RefSeq and is a predicted model, not a curated record. The coding region runs from base 1 to 405 and encodes 134 amino acids.
AUGUUUUAUUUUGCAACAGAUGAGCAAGUUUUUGCAACUGGUCUUUUCUUUUCUGGAGUUGCAUGUCAGACAAUUGCUGAUUUCAUUAAUGAAAUUUUUUACAAUGGAAUCACCCCUGCAAACGAUAAUAAGGUAAGAAGAUGCGUGAGAGCUUCUCUCAAUGGUGAUAGAUUUGAAUUUGGUAAAGAAAACACAAAUGACGCAACAUUUUCAGAAGUUGAUGAAGUAAUUCUUAUGAAAUUCAUCGAGGAUUCUGUUGAAAAUGAUGAAGGAUUGACUCUUGCAGAUGCAACAAAGCACGCACGUCAAUUAGUAAUUGAGCGAAAUAAAUUUAUGCAGCUUUUCCUAUUCCUCCAAUUGCUAAAAAAAGAAGAAAAAGUCAAGGAGGAAUCAAUGAUCUAUUAG